This is a messenger RNA of Cucurbita moschata (crookneck pumpkin), 3943 nucleotides long. Its product is annotated as tRNA ligase 1. Gene Ontology annotation, molecular function: RNA ligase (ATP) activity; ATP binding. Lineage: Eukaryota; Viridiplantae; Streptophyta; Magnoliopsida; Cucurbitales; Cucurbitaceae. The record is from RefSeq and is a predicted model, not a curated record. Gene Ontology annotation, biological process: tRNA splicing, via endonucleolytic cleavage and ligation. The transcript has 27 exons. Bases 132 to 3716 code for a protein of 1194 amino acids.
CUACGCUAUGGUUUAGCGCAAGGAAGUGUGGACUAGCUACCUUCUCUCAGAAUUCGCCUGUCCCUCUUAGUCUUUCUCCCUCUAUAACCAUAUUCAUAUAUUGAUCAGUUGCAGAGCCAUUUGCACUUUGAAUGUCGGCGACGUAUAGGAUUUUUUGUGCUAUAACUCUUCCUCUCUCUUCCUCUCCAGCCUUACAUUCUAGGGCCUUCCCCUUCGUUUCCUGCUCUCUUUCCCACUUUAUUUUACAUCCUUCUCUUACUCUCCCAGCCUCUGUCUUCCCCUUUACGGUUUGUCGUGAUUCUCGAUUCACGAUGCCUUACAAUCAGCGAAGGGGUGGUCGUAGAGAGCAGAAGUGGAAAGAGAAGGCAAAGGUUGAAGGAAUUUCUACAGAGUCAGAAACUGCUUCUGAAGUUGUAACUAAUGCACUCAGUAAUUUGAGGGUUACUGAGAGUAAUCAACCGCAUAUUCCUAUUACAAGUGUGCAGUUUGGAAAUGCCCAGCCUACAAACCUGGCCACCCCUGGGCUUGGUCAUAGAGCAAUUUGGAAACCAAAAGCUUAUGGAACAACCAGUGGGGCUGCAGUGGUUGAAGGUGAAAAGGCACCUGCCGUUGGAACAUCUAUUGAAAACAAGGGGAGUAAUGCUGAAAUUGCUGCAAAUAGCAGCGCCAUUGCCUUGAGUCAAUUACUUAAGGGCAAUCAGAUUGAACAGUUUACUGUGGAUAAUUCGGCAUACACACAGGCACAGAUAAGAGCUACAUUCUACCCUAAAUUUGAGAACGAGAAGUCGGAUCAGGAGAUUAGAACAAGGAUGAUAGAGAUGGUGUCAAAAGGCUUGGCUACACUGGAGGUUUCACUAAAACACUCUGGGUCUUUGUUUAUGUACGCUGGUCAUCAGGGUGGAGCAUAUGCAAAAAACAGCUUCGGGAAUAUAUACACUGCUGUUGGUGUCUUUGUUCUGGGAAGGAUGUUUCGAGAGGCUUGGGGAUCUGUAGCACCCAAAAAACAAGCAGAAUUCAAUGAUUUCCUUGAGAGUAACCGUAUGUGCAUAUCAAUGGAGUUAGUAACUGCCGUUCUGGGAGAUCAUGGUCAGCGACCACGAGAGGAUUAUGUGGUAGUUACAGCAGUUACCGAACUGGGCAACGGAAAGCCGAAGUUCUAUUCAACUUCAGAAAUAAUAGCUUUUUGUAGAAAGUGGCGCUUACCAACCAAUCAUGUUUGGUUAUUCUCAAGCAGGAAAUCAGUGACAUCUUUUUUUGCUUCCUUUGAUGCCCUAUGUGAAGAAGGAACUGCUACAACAGUAUGUAAGGCUCUUGAUGAAGUUGCAGAAAUAUCUGUACCAGGCUCAAAAGAUCAUAUAAAAGUGCAGGGUGAAAUUCUUGAGGGUCUUGUGGCUCGUAUGGUGAGCCACGAGAGUUCAAAACACAUGGAGAAAGUAUUGGAAGAAUUUCCUGCUCUGCCAUAUAACGAAGGAGGUGGACUUGAUUUGGGACCAAGCCUGAGGGAAAUUUGUGCUGCAAAUAGGUCAGAUGAAAAACAGCAAAUAAAAGCACUUCUUCAAAAUGUGGGUAGUGCCUUUUGCCCUGAUCAUUCAGACUGGUAUGGUGAUUCCCACUCAAGAAAUGCAGACAGAUCUGUUGUAUCAAAAUUCUUACAAGCCAAGCCAGCUGAUUUUUCCACCUCCAAAUUACAGGAAAUGGUUCGUCUAAUGAGAGAAAGGCGUCUUCCAGCUGCCUUCAAAUGCUAUCACAACUUUCACAAAAUUGGUUCCAUAUCAAAUGACAACCUUUUCUAUAAAAUGGUCAUUCAUGUUCAAAGCGACUCUGCUUUUCGGCGAUAUCAAAAAGAAAUGAGGCACAAGCCAGGGUUGUGGCCAUUGUAUCGAGGUUUUUUUGUUGACAUUAAUUUAUUCAAAGAAAACAAGGAGAAGACUGCUGAGAUAGUGAAAAGUAAAAACAAUUUGAUGGAGACUGAAGGCAAUGGGACCGUGGGAAGAGAUGGAUUUGCUGAUGAAGAUGCAAAUCUGAUGAUAAAACUGAAAUUUCUUACAUAUAAGUUGCGGACUUUUUUGAUUCGUAAUGGUUUGUCAAUUCUCUUCAAAGAAGGUUCAGCUGCAUACAAGGCCUAUUACUUGAGGCAAAUGAAGUUGUGGGGUACAUCAUUUGGAAAACAAAGGGAGCUCAGCAAGAUGCUUGACGAAUGGGCUGUAUACUUGAGGAGGAAGUACGGGAAUAAACAACUGUCAUCGUCUAUCUAUCUAAGUGAAGCUGAACCUUUUCUUGAACAGUAUGCUAAGCGCAGUCCUCAGAAUCAGGCUCUUAUCGGAUCUGCUGGAAAUCUGGUUAGAGCAGAAGACUUCUUGGCUGUUGUCGAGGAAGGAAUGGACGAAGAGGGUGAUCUUCAGAAAGAGGACGCAGCACCAUCAAGUCCUAUGCUCUCUAGGAAGGAUGUUGUGCCAAAAGCAGAGGGCUUAAUUGUGUUUUUUCCAGGAAUCCCAGGCUGUGCAAAGUCUGCUCUUUGCAGAGAGAUACUUAAUGCCCCGGGAGGACUUGGAGAUGACCGACCAGUCAAUACUCUAAUGGGUGACCUGAUUAAAGGAAGAUAUUGGCAGAAGGUUGCUGAUGAGCGUCGGAGAAAACCAUACUCCAUAAUGCUUGCAGACAAAAACGCACCAAAUGAAGAAGUGUGGAGACAAAUUGAAGAUAUGUGCCAUAGCACAAGAGCCUCUGCAGUUCCAGUUAUACCUGAUUCUGAAGGAACUGAUUCUAACCCUUUCUCCCUUGACGCACUGGCUGUGUUCAUGUUCCGUGUGCUGCAAAGAGUUAACCAUCCAGGAAAUCUCGACAAGGCGUCCCCUAAUGCAGGCUAUGUCCUACUAAUGUUUUAUCACCUUUAUGAGGGCAAGAGUCGUAGAGAGUUCGAAGGUGAGCUUAUCGAUCGUUUUGGGUCUCUGGUUAAGAUUCCAUUGCUGAAAUCUGAUAGGAGUCCUUUACCUGACAAUUUGAAGACUAUCUUAGAGGAAGGAUUAAGUCUGUAUAAGCUCCAUACUAGUAGACAUGGAAGGGCGGACUCUACUAAAGGUUCUUACGCGAAAGAAUGGGCGAAAUGGGAGAAGCAAUUGCGAGAAACUUUGUUUGGUAACGCUGAGUAUCUCAAUGCUAUUCAGGUUCCAUUUGAGUUUGCUGUUCAAAAUGUGUUGGAGCAAUUAAAGAAGAUUUCAAAGGGUGACUAUAAAAGCCCUAUUACAGAGAGGAGGAAGUCUGCGACCAUAGUGUAUGCUGCUGUCAGUCUUCCUGUUCAGGACAUCCAAGAUGCUCUCGACACGUUGGGCAACAAAAAUCCUCAGGUUGAAGCAUUCAUUAAAGAAGGCUACAAGGAUUACACACUUAAAAGCGCUCAUGUCACACUCGCACACAAAAGAAGCCAUGGCAUUAAAGCUGUAGCUGACUACGGCAUCUUCGAGAACAAAGAAGUUCCAGUUGAGCUGACAGCCCUACUUUUCUCAGAUAAAAUGGCUGCCUUCGAAGCUCGGGUUGGCAGCAUUGAGGACGAAAGAGUGAUUUCGAAAAAUGAGUGGCCGCAUGUAACAUUAUGGACUAGAGAAGGGAUUGCAGCAAAAGAGGCCAACACAUUACCACAGUUAGUAUCAGAGGGGAAAGCAACUCUGGUGGAACUGAACCCUCCCAUUAUCAUAUCAGGCAAGGUGCAAUUCUUUUAGCCUUUUCCCUCCUCCUUCCAUUUCUCUGCAUUAUCAGAGGCUGAUUAUCAGAAAUAAACGGCAUAAAAUUUUGGUUGCUGAGGUUUUAGAUUACAGGUAAUAAGAAGUUUUGUAGGAUUUUUCUAUGGCAAAAGUUUCUGUAUAGCCAACCCACUUUGAUCUACUCGAAAACAGGUCGAAUUUUUUUUUUUUUUUUCCUUAAUAAUAUGGAAUUUAUUUUGUUUUUU